Molecule: messenger RNA, 1146 nt
Organism: Rotaria sordida
Lineage: Eukaryota; Metazoa; Rotifera; Eurotatoria; Philodinida; Philodinidae
Source: the annotation of a GenBank genome assembly
AUGAGUUCGGAUAGUAGCAAAAAAGAUGAACGGUAUACAACUUCUUGUGGUCAUUGUACAUUUACAUUACCUGUGCGAUAUCAAGAUUUAGUUCUUAUUGGACAAGGAACUUAUGGUAUUGUAGUUCGUGCAACUGAUACUGCAACAGGUAAACACGUAGCUAUUAAAAAAAUUCUUCGUCCUUUUGAAACUGAUAUACAUGCAAAACGAACUUAUCGAGAACUUAAACUACUUAUGUAUCUCAAUCAUCCUGAUGCACAAGUGGUACAAUUAUAUAAUGUAUUUACACCUGAACAGAAUGUAAACGAAUUUCGAACAAUAUACUUAGUAUUGAACUUUGUUGACCGUGACUUGAAUAAACUUCUAUUGCAACGUGUACCAUUUACAGAGCAAGUCAUUAAACUAACUAUCUAUUCAAUUCUUCGUGGUUUGAAGUUUAUUCAUUCAGCUGGGGUUCUCCAUCGUGAUUUAAAACCAACAAAUAUUGGAAUCGAUCGAAAUAGCAAUGUUACAAUUCUUGAUUUUGGAUUAGCGCGUGUUGCAACCAUUGGUUCUCCCACUGCCUAUAUUUCUACAAGAUGGUGGCGUGCACCAGAAAUAUAUGUCAAUGACCAAAACUAUGAUGAAAAAAUUGAUAUAUGGUCUGUUGGUUGUAUAAUGGCAGAACUAAUUCUACUUAAACCACUUUUUCCUGGAGAAACUACUUAUAAUCAGUUAAAUAAAAUAUUUGAUAUUAUUGGUACACCCGAUUCAAAAACAUUACAAGAGACAUGUACACCAGAAGUAUCUGCUUAUAUGAGUCGACUGGAACUUAAACCAAAAAAAAAUUUUAAUGAAUUAUUCGGUUAUCAAAUUGAUCCAUCAACAGGAAAAACAAUAUCUGGUGUUUCAGCACAAGGUGUUGAUUUACUUGAUCAGCUUCUAUCUUUUGAUCCUCGUCAACGUCCAACUGCUGAACAAGCCCUAGAUCAUCCGUUUUUGGAAUGUUGUCAUGAUCCAAAUGAUGAACCAACUAUAGAACCUUUGAUUGACGAAUAUCAAAAUGCAGAAUAUACUGAAGAAGAAUGGAAAUCUAUUAUAUGGCAAAUGGUUGAAGGAUUUAUACCACCGUCUUGGGCCAAUAAUGCUGCAAAGGACGAUUCAUAA